Molecule: messenger RNA, 1530 nt
Organism: Punctularia strigosozonata HHB-11173 SS5
Lineage: Eukaryota; Fungi; Basidiomycota; Agaricomycetes; Corticiales; Punctulariaceae
Exons: 5
Coding region: 1-1530 (509 amino acids)
Biological process (GO): regulation of translational initiation; poly(A)+ mRNA export from nucleus; regulation of translational termination
Cellular component (GO): nuclear pore; nuclear pore cytoplasmic filaments; cytoplasm
Molecular function (GO): translation initiation factor binding; inositol hexakisphosphate binding; phospholipid binding
Source: RefSeq, a predicted model, not a curated record
AUGUUAGAUACCAGAUUACGGAAAACAGAUGGUGCCAAAACAGCGGCGGAGAUGAGAUACAUCGAGGAUACCUUAGCAUCUAUCCGACUACGAACUCGGUGGCGGGACCCGUACGAAGAUUGGGAACGGGAUGCUCGCAAAGACGCCCUGCGCACUGCUCGCAAGGAACAAGCGCAAGCACGUUUACAGCGACAUCAUGUCCAUGAUCAAGCUGCCGUCGAAGAACUUGAGCGCCUCGCGAAUCUUCACAAGAAGCAAGUCGAUGAGGUGGCUGCUCAGCUUGCCUUGCUGGAGCGCCAACGACAGCAGCAGGAGCAGCGGCUUCAGGAACAAUGGAGGGAACGGGACAACCAACUGUGGCAGCGUAUCGAGAACGUGAUCAAGUUCGAGGAGGAGAAGGUGAAGGCAAAGUUGGAGGCGGAGAGGAAGGCGAGGGAGGAAGAGGAACGCAAGCGGAGAUUGGAGGUAGAGCGCAGGUUGGCUGAGGAGCGCAAGAAGCAAGAAGAGUUAGAAAAACGGCGUCAGGAGGAAGAGAUGCGUAAAGCAGAAGAAGCCAAGGCGGAAGAGGAGCGCAAGCGGGAGCAGGAAAGUGCUUUGCACCGCCAACAACAGCAGGAGGCGGAGGCAGAAGAGCGCGCUCGCUUGGGGAUAACCACUCCCGAGGAGGAUUGGUUACGUGCCAGAAAGUUGCUCAAGUCAAUCAAGGAGGGUUCAAUGAAGACCGUCAAGGGCAACAAAGAGUUGAAGGCGCUCUGGAGCGCCGGUAGACGGGCGAUCAAUCCCAAGAUCGGCCAGAUCACGAGUGAUCCUGAAGUGAUCAACCGAGUGUCUCAACAGAUCUUUCAGAUCAUCAAGCCUCCCAACCCGCAUCCUCAUGACGUCUACAUGGCCCUCCUUUCCGCACUUGCCAAAUCCAUCCUCCUCCAAGCGGAAACCGAGGUGACGGCUGAAAAGCGAGCUGCCGGUCCAUUGGCUCGCGUCGCCGUGAACCUGAUCCCAGCCCUGGACGGGUUCGUGGACGUGUUCUGGGCGAAGAUGGUUCAACGCACGGGAGGGUGGCCAAUCCCUGCCAUCGUCCCACCCACAGACGUCGAUGGCGUGCCAUUCACGAAGGAGACGCGCCGGAAAGCGCUAGGUUACCGCAACGAAGAGACGGCUCCAGAGCGUUGGCAACGCAUUCAGGGCUCCAUGCGUGUCUACUGGGAGAUCCUAAAGGGCACCGGUGACGUGCAAAGACCCAUCGACCAGAGGCCGAGAGUGUGGACGUACUUCACGCGGGUGGUGGAGAACCAGCGCAUGCUGGAGUCUGCAGUUGCUCCUAUGAUCCUGCAUGCGGCAGUGGAAGUCUUAGGUCAGGACGCGAAGCGUGCCUACGGCGCGGACUGGGUGAGGUUGAUGACUAUGGUCUACGAGUGGGUGACGCGGGGGAUGGACCCUGGAGGACGACCCGUUGGUGGGGACGCUCCAGAGGGGAAAGCAGCUCGCGUUCGACUGCAGAUUGAAAUCGAGCGUAUGAUGAACACCCCAUGA